AUGGUGCUCAAGACAAAGCUUACCGAGGCGCUGGGCAUCAAGCUGGACCCUCAGCUCUACAGACGGAUCCACAUGUUGCUGGAUCCACACGUGAAGUGGAAAGCUUUGUACCGAACACAUGCCGGACACCAGGAAGACCCGGGUGAAGGGGCAUGCCUCGCUGUCACGCCGCUGUUAGCGGGCCUGGACAGUUUGCACGCGGAAAUGUGGUUUUUCCCCACGCAGGAUGUGUUUGGCCAAGUUGCAGACUUAUUCCAGGGGCCUGCAUUUGAAGAAGGCGAACAGUGGCGAGCUUUGACGCGAAUCAAAGUUCGCAAAGAGCCGAGUGUUAAAGCGCCGCAGUUGGAGGACAAAGUCAUUGAGAAAGGUGCCAUCUUCUACGUCGCAGAAAAGCGCAGGGCCAAGAUCCCGACAGGUGGCAAGCACCGCUUAUAUCUGCGACUUGCUGCCGGCACAGGAUGGGUCUUCGACCUCGGAGUGGCAGGAGAAUGGCAGCCAAGCUUCUUAGCUGCUUUGUUUGCACCGCACUCUUCCAUUAGUGGUCCCAGGUAUGGAAAACCCAUUGCCGAGCCUGUCUACGAGGACUUAAGGAUGCACUACGUUGGCUAUGCGGAAAUGGCUGCAGCAGUGUCCAACGCUGGUGGUCUCGGGAUCAUCACGGCAUUGACCGUGGCCCAGCCUCCAAAGGGCAAGGAAGCUUUGCGAGACGAGAUCAGGAAAUGCCGUCAACUGACUGACAAGCCCUUUGGUGUCAACAUCACGUUGUUGCCAGUAGGGGUUCCACCAGACUUCGACGGCAUCGUGCAAGUGCUGAUAGAAGAAAAGAUCAAGGUGGUGGAAACUGCCGGACGCAACCCCGAGAAGGUCAUCAAGCAGUGCAAGGAUGCUGGCAUGUUCGUCAUCCACAAGUGCGUGGCAGUGAGGCACGCGCUCACGGCCCAGAAGAUGGGUGCUGACAUGAUUUCCAUGGAUGGUUUCGAUUGCGGUGGCCAUCCAGGUGAGGAAGAUGUGGGGAACUGGGUGCUUUUGGCGCAGGCUGCGCAGGAGCUGUCCAUUCCGUUCGUUGCAAGCGGAGGUACCGCAACGGGGACACAGCUGGCAGCAGCGCUGGCCAUGGGCGCUGAGGGUGUGAACAUGGGCACUCGCUUUAUGGCGACCAAAGAGGCACCCAUUGUCCAGCCCAUGAAAGAUGUCAUGGUGAAGGCAAAAGUGACGGACACAACCCAUGUCUUCCGCAGCUUGAAAAACACUGAGCGGGUGUACAAGAACAAGACUGCAAACGAGGCUCCCAUGGCUGGGCAUGCGCAUGUGUCUGGACUUGCACUUCGCAAGCGAAGGGACAGGCUCGCAGUGGAAAGACUGUAG
This is a messenger RNA of Symbiodinium natans, 1365 nucleotides long. The record is from the annotation of a GenBank genome assembly. NCBI's taxonomy places the organism in Eukaryota, Dinophyceae, Suessiales, Symbiodiniaceae.